This is a messenger RNA of Nicotiana attenuata, 2894 nucleotides long. RefSeq names its product oligopeptide transporter 2-like. Gene Ontology annotation, biological process: transmembrane transport. Gene Ontology annotation, molecular function: oligopeptide transmembrane transporter activity. NCBI's taxonomy places the organism in Eukaryota, Viridiplantae, Streptophyta, Magnoliopsida, Solanales, Solanaceae. The record is from RefSeq and is a predicted model, not a curated record. Bases 408 to 2609 code for a protein of 733 amino acids. The transcript has 7 exons.
CUCAAAAAGGGAAAACAGAAAAAAAAAAAAAAAAUCAGAGAAUUGCAGCACAAUCAAAAUCUUUGUAAAUCCACGAUAUAUAUCGUGUGAGGGGGUUGGAGGGGUGAUGGUAAAAAUUUCUAAGUUGAAAAUACAGAGAGGUUUUCAAAGUUCAUGUGUAGGUAGAAAUUAACAUAUGAGAUAAUCAUCCAUGCAGUUUAUUUAAUGAACCAUUCAUUAACAGAUUAGAAUAAUUCAAACCGGAAAGUUUCCAGGGAAAUUUUCAUCUCCUUUGUAAAUACAAUCUCCCAAAAACCAAAAAAAUAAAAAAUAAAUAGAAAACUAAUUAGCAGCAGUUUAAAAGUUGACGGUACCCUUAAAAUUCUCUUUCCUUUUGCCUCUAACAUCAUUCUAUUGUCACCAAAUCCAUGGAGUUCGACAUGUCAGAGAAAAACAGAACAGAAAAGGAAUUUGAAGAAGAAAUUCCUGAAGAUGAAGAAUCCCCGAUAGAACAAGUCAGGUUGACUGUAUCAAAUCAGGACGACCCUAGUCUACCGGUAUGGACAUUUCGGAUGUGGUUCCUCGGAAUCCUGUCGUGUGGAAUUCUGGCAUUUCUCAACACUUUCUUCAGUUAUCGGACACAGCCACUUAGCAUUAGUAUGAUAACUGUCCAGAUAGCAGCAUUGCCACUCGGCAAGAUCAUGGCUAGAGUGUUGCCUACGAGGAAAUUUAAGAUAGAAUCAUGGGAGUUUUCGCUUAAUCCAGGACCAUUUAAUAUGAAAGAACAUGUAUUGAUUUCGAUAUUUGCAAAUUGUGGUUCUGGGACAGCAUAUGCUGUUUCAAUUGUGACUAUUAUUAAGGCAUUCUAUCUCAGGAACAUCUCCUUCGUGGCUGGUUGGAUUCUAGUUGUUACUACUCAGGUUCUGGGAUAUGGAUGGGCAGGGAUUAUGAGAAAGUAUGUGGUAGACCCUGCAGAAAUGUGGUGGCCUGGUAAUAUGGUUCUAGUCUCUCUGUUCAGGGCUCUCCAUGAAAAAGAUGCAGAUGGGAAAAGCUCAAGAGGAAAAUUCUUCUUAGUUGUAUUAGCUUGCAGCUUCACUUGGUACAUUGUCCCUGGCUUUCUCUUCCCAACAUUAUCAAACAUUUCUUUACUCUGCUUAUUCUAUCCAAAAUCAGUACUAGCCCAACAAAUUGGUUCAGGAAUGAAAGGCCUUGGAAUUUUGUCAUUCACUUUUGAUUGGUCAGUUGUAGCAUCAUAUCUUGGUAGCCCUCUGGUCUGUCCCUUAUUUGCCAUUAUCAAUGUUAUAGUGGGCUAUGUUGCUGUGGUCUAUAUACUCAUUCCAAUUUCCUAUUGGGGAUUCAACAUCUACAACGCCAGGACUUUUCCUCUGUUAUCUUCUCAUUUGUUUAAUGCUCAAGGGCAGACAUAUGAUAUUACAGCUAUUGUUAAUGACAAGUUUGAGUUAGACGAGGUGGCAUAUGCAAAAGAAGGACGCAUAAAUAUAAGCACUUUCUUUGCUCUUACUUAUGGCCUGAAUUUCGCUGCUGUUGUGGCUACUCUUGCUCAAGUUGCUCUAUUCAAUGGAAAGGAAAUAUAUGAGCGAUUCCGAGCUAUAAACUCAGGAAAACCUGAUAUCCACACAAGACUUAUGAAGAAAUAUGCAGACAUCCCUAGCUGGUGGUUUCACGGCAUGCUUGUACUUUCAUUGGCUUUGUCACUUGUACUAUGCAUCGUCUGGGAAGAUCAAGUUCAACUACCAUGGUGGGGGCUUCUUUUUGCAGCUGCCAUUGCCUUGAUUUUCACUCUCCCCAUAAGCAUCAUUACAGCCACGACAAACAUGACGCCAGGACUAAAUGUGAUCACAGAGUAUAUUAUCGGUCUAAUAAUUCCAGGGAGACCAAUAGCCAAUGUUUGCUUUAAAACAUUUGGGUAUAUUAGUAUGUCACAGGCAGUUUCAUUUCUCUCGGAUUUUAAGCUUGGCCAUUAUAUGAAGAUUCCUCCAAGAUCAAUGUUCAUUGUUCAGCUACUCGGAACUCUCAUUGCUGGUACAAUAAAUAUGAGUGUCGCGUGGUGGCUGCUUACAAACAUUGAUCAUAUAUGCCAAGAUCAACUGCUCCCUACAAAUAGUCCGUGGACAUGUCCAGGGAAUCGCGUCUUCUUCGAUGCAUCAGUAAUCUGGGGUUUAGUAGGACCUAAAAGAAUGUUUGGUUCACUUGGAAAUUACAGUGCACAGAACUGGUUCUUUCUUGGUGGUGCAAUUGGACCACUAUUGGUAUGGUUGUUACACAAAGCAUUCCCAAGUCAAAGUUGGAUUAAAUUGAUUAAUAUUCCAGUACUUCUAGGGGCAACAGCUUCUAUGCCUCCAGCAACACCUUUGAACUUCAACAGCUGGAUUUUCUUUGGUGUAUUGUUCAAUUUCUUCAUUUUCAGAUACAGAAAGAAAUGGUGGCAAAAGUAUAAUUAUGUUCUUUCGGCUGCAUUGGAUGCUGGUUUGGCUUUUAUGGGAGUGUUUAUAUAUUUCUGUCUUGGUGAUAUUAAGUUUUCUUGGUGGGGAACUGGGGGAGAAUAUUGUGAUUUGGCUACUUGUCCUACUACCAAGGGCAUAGUUGUUGAAGGAUGUCCUUUGCGUUGAUUUCACUACAACGGUCGUGUCCGUCUUGGACUUGUCAUGCCUUUUGGACAGGUCAUGCUCAUGUUAAAGCAAACAUUAGUGAGGAUUUCACUGUUAUUAUUAUUGUUAUCAGCUAUUUGUACAUAAUCAUGUUUUUAGAAAGAUUGCCCCUAACUUAUGUAAUUGUAGAUUCUCAAGUAACCAACUCUUGUAAAUAUUAUCUCGCAAUAAGGCAGGGGUUGACUUAAUCCCCACACAUGUAAUUCUUAAUUUUUUUUUUAAAUGUUCAUUGAAGUUUUAGUUUGA